Messenger RNA from Ambispora leptoticha, 191 nucleotides. The record is from the annotation of a GenBank genome assembly. NCBI's taxonomy places the organism in Eukaryota, Fungi, Glomeromycota, Glomeromycetes, Archaeosporales, Ambisporaceae.
AUGGUGCUUGCUGCUAAUGCAGGCCAGAAUUAUGAGAUUCCGAAAUAUUUAGAAAAACCUCCGAAAUAUUCCUAUGUGCAUGGGCACAUCACUAUUUUUGGAACCCCAAAAUGUAUUUUGCCCCCUAGCUUUGAGAAAAACCAUGUGUUUCCGGUUAAGGAGCUGGCCUCUUUUAUGGAUGUAGGACGGGG